Molecule: messenger RNA, 1313 nt
Organism: Aspergillus saccharolyticus JOP 1030-1
Lineage: Eukaryota; Fungi; Ascomycota; Eurotiomycetes; Eurotiales; Aspergillaceae
Product: HMG-box
Exons: 3
Coding region: 132-1061 (309 amino acids)
Source: RefSeq, a predicted model, not a curated record
CUCUCUCCCACACUUUUCCUUUUCUUCCACUCCACCUCCAGCUAAGCUGUUCCCCCCCCCCUCUCUCCCACCCCCUCCAAACCAUCUUCAACUCGCGCAAUAUUCGCCACCAUCUAUCUGCUUGUCGCAUCAUGUCGCACAAGGGCGAUUCCAAGGCCGGUGAUGCCACUAUCACUGUCGAUGUAGAUGAUUUCACGCGCACUCGCGAUAAUGUCAUUGCCAGCCUCGCGCAACUGGCCAAAGCGGUCAGCACCGUGCAGGAAGCUUACAUCAACCAUGCCAACACGGUCUUGGGCCGGGAUCCCGUGCCUCUGCUCGAUCUGAGCCACCUCACCAGUGGCAUCGCUGGCGCGCUCCAUGGCUCUGGUGCGCGCGCCACAAGCCCUGGCGCCAACGCCGAUGGAGAUCAGAAGAAGAAGCGCAAGCGCGCUCCUCCGGACCCGAACGCCCCCAAGCGCGCUUUAACCCCAUUCUUCCUUUACAUGCAACACAACCGCUCCGUUAUUGCCAAGGACCUGGGCCCUAAUGCGAAGCCUAAGGAGGUUUCGGACGAGGGCACUCGUCGCUGGGCAGAGAUGGCCGAAGACGAGAAGGAGGUCUGGAAGCAGCUUUAUGCGGAGAACUUGGCCGAGUACCGGAAAAAGGUCGUAGCCUACAAGGCUGGAUUGCCCUACGAGGAUGACCUCAAGGCUGCCAACCAGCUGCACCAGGGUAUGGAGACUGGGGAGCCCUCGGAUGAGUCGGAAGAGGAAGAGGAGGAGGAAGAGGAAGAGGAAGAGCAAGAGGAAGAGGAAGCAGACUCCUCCCCAGAGCCAGUCCGGGAGCCCACCCCGCCGCGCAGUGGUAAGCGCCGUCGCAGCGAGGGCAAGCCUGCUCCUCCCAAGGAGACCGCCCCGCCUAGCGCGAGAAAGGAAUCCCCUGAGAAGAAGAAGCGUACCUCUGCCCGGAAAGAGAAGGAGAAGGACGAGGAGCAACCCCCUGCCUCAGCUCGCAAGACUGCGAGCGCUGAAUCUAAGCGCACCAAGAAGAAGCGCAAGAGCGAGGUGGGCAACGAGGAGUAAACCCAGUCUGGAGGAAUCUGUUUAUAUUGGAAAAGAUUACCAUGUAUAUGGGCUGGAUGUUUCGAUCUAUGAUGCUGCAUGUAGCACACGGGGAUUGGAUCUUUUUCUGGAAUGAUGCACUUGCUUAACGGAUAUCGUUGUUCAUGCUAUUUGUUAGUGCUGCUGCUGUUGUUGCUGCUGGGAUUUUGCGGGCCUGAUGUCAACGGCGUCUGCGGAUUGACGGGUGGGGUAUUUUUUUUUUUUUUUUUUUUU